Molecule: messenger RNA, 2829 nt
Organism: Aphanomyces invadans
Lineage: Eukaryota; Oomycota; Saprolegniomycetes; Saprolegniales; Verrucalvaceae
Exons: 12
Coding region: 105-2354 (749 amino acids)
Biological process (GO): glycerophospholipid catabolic process
Molecular function (GO): phosphoric diester hydrolase activity; starch binding
Source: RefSeq, a predicted model, not a curated record
CAGUCAUUGGGUCGUUUCAUGCAUUUCCACAUUGCGAGCCCUUGUGGCGCAGUUUGGAUCUUGGCGCAAGCCAGCAGCCACUUGCCCCCCCCGUGUGCACGACCAUGCGCUUCAUAGUCGACGUCGUCGCUUCAUUCACCCCAGCAGCCACUCACCGCGUCUGCGUCUUGGGAAACGUGCCAGAACUGGGCGCAUGGGAUCCACGGCAUGCAGUGCUGUUGCAGCGACAAGACGGCAGCACGACGUGGACCGCUCAUGUCGACGUGCGCACGUCAACCGCGAUCGAGUACAAGUAUGCCAUCACGUCCAUCCGCGACAACGCGUUUGUCGUGUGGGAAUCCCUGCCGACGAAUCGGUCGCUCGAUCCAGGCCAACUCGUUCGUUCGCAGCGGGAGAUGGCAUCCCUGGGCGAUGACGACGUGGAGGUGCAUGACGGCUGGUUUGGCCUGGACACCAGUGACCUCGGCGACUGCUCCAAGCUCCAUGUCGAAGCGCGGCAUGUCGCGGCACCUCAAACGCGGCUGGUGUUUGGCAGUCUCGUGGGUCGCGCGCCGAUCACGCUGUUCGAUGCGCCUCGCGCCAACGUGCAUGUGGCAGUUCGCAUUCCUCGCGAAGCGACGGCGCAGCAGGGCGACAUAACGUUGUGGCCCCACACCACGUCGUUCCGGCAUGCCGUCGAUACGUCCGUGCCGCUGCAUGCGCUGCACGCCAAGUUGCUCGGCAAUUCGACCCAUCACUAUUCGUUGCACCACGCCGGCGGAGCUCCACCAAACGACAUUGACGCAUUGAGGGAGAUGCCCGUGUUUAUGACACUCGACGACCACGUCCUUGCCGACGUGGCGGCCGCCCUUGACCACGUCUCGUUCCAGCCAGGGCAAGAUAUCGUGGUUCCGGGACAGCCUCGACGGUACUGUCACUGGAUCACUCAAGGACAUGCAGACGUGUGCGGGCAGCGGACAACGGAAGGGCAGCACGUGUACUUGCAGUUGACGCCGCGGUCGUAUUUUGGCGAAAUGGCCCUCUUUGGCGGUGUCGACCGCACCAGCCACAUUCGCGUGUCGAACAACGACUUGCUCUCGUGCGUGCGGUUGGAUCGCGCGGCCUUUUUGACGAUUCUCGCCAAGCAUGGACUGUGCCACCACGCGUUGUUGCAGCCGUACGUGCAACGCCUCGCGGCGCAACAGCCGCAGCUUCGACAGCUCGUGUCCGGCCCCAGUUGUGAGGCCGCCCCCAUGCCGCCUCUCGACGAUGCAUCCCUCCAGGUCUUUACCAUCCACGGCACCCCUGCGUAUUUUCGACUCGACAUCAUGGCCCAUCCCUCGAACGACUUGGUUGGAUCGUGCAUGAUCACUCGGUCGCAGGUGGCGAUGGAUUCCAAGCAAAGUCAAGGCAUCCUGACAUGCCCGAUCCUGGCUCCUGGGCAGCAUCACGUGGUGGUGGGCGAAGCUGCCUUUCAGUACCUUCACGUACGACCUCACAUCCACCCGGCGAACGCUGUGCAUGCUUCGAAACCCGCGCUCGAGAACGGGUUGCCGGCACAUGCAACGUCGGGCGUCGCGCUGGACAUUGGCCACCGCGGCCUUGGCCGGUCCUACUACCAAAAACUCGGCCAUCGCGUCAGCUCGAUCCGGGAGAACACGCUGCCGUCGUUCAUGAUCGCGGGUUUCUCCGGCGCCGACAUGGUGGAGUUCGACGUCCAGCUGUCCAAAGACUGCGUCCCGAUCGUGUACCACGACUUUUUCUUCAAAGCCAAGCUUGGCACGCGCGUCGCGGCGGCCACCGUCAUGACCAAGAUGGGCCUCCACGACUUGACUUUGGCCGAGCUCAACCAGAUCGAGUGGCGCCACUGCGUUGAACCCACGCCAUCGCGCUUACGAUCGCUCGUGCGCAAGCAUAUGCCGUCCCUGGUCGGUCGUUGUCGCAUGCCGACGCCGCAACGUCGUGCGAUCGCACCCACGACACCGCGCGACGCCGACCGCAUCGACAUGCCAGACCUCGCGCCGUCCAUGCAAGCGCUGUGCGACGCGUUUCCCACGCUCCGCCUGGCGCUCGACCACGUUCCCCUGUACGUGGGCUUCAACAUUGAGAUCAAGUACCCCAUGGAGCUCGAGAACCGGCAUCUUUGUGCAUUGCCGGCAUUCGAGCUGAACGCGUACGUGGAUGCGAUUCUGGACGUGGUGUUCGAGUGUGGCCGUUCGCGCCACAUUGUGUUUUCGUGCUUUGCCCCGGAUGUGUGCGUCCUUCUUCGCGCGAAGCAGACCAAGCACCGCGUGUUGUUCCUCACAUGCGGCACAAAUGUACGUUGGGCACACGACCGCACCGAUCUCGACGGACGCGCGUCGAUGGAUGCAUGAAUCGCGAUGACAGACGUACACGUGAUACGCUCGUUGGUAGAUGGAACCCCAUGUGUGGGACAAGCGCUGCAUCGCGAUCGAGCAUGCGGUCGCGUUCAGCCAACUGGAAGGCCUCCACGGCAUCGUGACCAACUCGGACCCGUUGCUCGAAUCCCCGCAGCUCAUCCCUGCUAUCAAGAACAACACGACCCUGUCGGUGUUUACGUGGGGGGACCAGAACACAAGUCAUCCUCAUGUGCAACGCCAAAAGAUGUACGGCGUCGACGGUGUUAUCUCGGAUAACAUUGGCGACUUGACGCUUCGCGAUCGCAAGCGGCGCCCGCGGGACACCAUCGCAGUCCCCGCAUACGCUGCGGCGCCGCUUUGACGACGCUCCGACCUCGAUCGACGCGUGAGUGUUGAAAAGAAAAACGCUUGUCGUGGGUUUAACCAUGUUGGUUCUAUCCACAAUAAAACGUUUAUUCAUGCCCCCCCC